Messenger RNA from Pelobates fuscus (common spadefoot toad), 2520 nucleotides. It is a transcript of the gene RASGRP3, whose product is annotated as RAS guanyl releasing protein 3. Gene Ontology annotation, biological process: positive regulation of GTPase activity; Ras protein signal transduction. The transcript has 17 exons. Gene Ontology annotation, molecular function: guanyl-nucleotide exchange factor activity; calcium ion binding. NCBI's taxonomy places the organism in Eukaryota, Metazoa, Chordata, Amphibia, Anura, Pelobatidae. Bases 163 to 2247 code for a protein of 694 amino acids. The record is from RefSeq and is a predicted model, not a curated record. Gene Ontology annotation, cellular component: plasma membrane.
UGCACAGGCACUUGGCAAAUGAACAAGUAAUAAGGAUGUUUGUGGAAUACCUCUGCAGAGAGAAAUACAUACCAAUCGGGCUUAAAUAAGGUUUUCUUAACAAAGCACAGUUGCAUUUUCAUCUUAAAUAUGAUGUUUUGCAUCUUCAAUGACUGAACAACAAUGGGGUCCACUGCCUUCCGAAAAGCAGCUACUCUGGAUGAACUCCUCUAUACGUGCGUUGGGAUGUUUGAUGAGAAAGGUGAACUCAACAACAACAACAACUCAUUGCCGAGAACUAUUUUGUUAAUGCAUCGGUGGUAUUUGUCUUCUACUGAACUGGCCGGCAAACUUCAAUCAAUUUAUCAAGAUGCUAGUGGAGAACAUUGUGCUGACUUACGCUUAAAGACUUGUCAUUUUAUGAGAUACUGGAUUUUGGAAUUCCCUGCAGAGUUUAAUUUGGAUUUGGGUUUAAUUCGACUGACAGAAGAAUUCAGAGAACUGGCAAGCCAGCUGGGUUAUGAAGAACAUGUUCAUCUUAUAGACAUUUCAAGCAUCCCGUCAUAUGACUGGAUGCGAAGAGUCACACAGAGGAAAAAAACAUCAAAGAAGGGGAAGGUUUGCCUUCUGUUUGACCAUCUGGAGCCCAUAGAACUAGCAGAGCAUCUGACAUUUCUGGAGUAUAAAGCAUUCCGAAGGAUAUCCUUUACAGAUUACCAGAGUUAUGUUAUUCAUGGGUGCCUAGAAAAUAAUCCAACUUUGGAAAGAUCCAUCGCUUUGUUCAAUGGUAUCUCUAAGUGGGUGCAGCUCAUGAUUCUUAGCAAACCAACCCCACAUCAAAGAGCAGAAGUUAUCACCAAGUAUAUCAAUGUAGCACAGAAAUUACUGGACCUACAAAAUUUCAACACUCUGAUGGCUGUAGUUGGUGGAUUGAGUCAUAGUUCCAUAUCUCGUCUCAAAGACACCCACUCACACCUCUGUACAGAAGUCACAAAGAUAUGGAAUGAAAUGACUGAGCUGGUCUCGUCCAAUGGGAAUUACUGUAAUUAUCGUAAAGCCUUUGCAGAAUGUGAAGGGUUCAAGAUCCCUAUAUUAGGGGUUCACUUAAAAGACUUGAUUGCUGUCCAUGUGGUCUUUCCUGACUGGGUAGAUGAAAAUAAAGUCAACAUUGUAAAAAUGCAACAGUUAUAUGUUACACUAAAUGAACUGGUGUCACUUCAGAGUGCAUCGCACCACUUAGAGACUAAUAUGGACUUAAUUAAUCUAUUAACGCUAUCACUUGAUUUGUAUCACACUGAGGAUGAUAUCUACAAGCUUUCGUUAGUGCUUGAGCCAAGAAAUCCUAAAUCGCCAACUUCUCCAACAACACCUAACAAACCAGUUGUGCCACUGGAUUGGGCAUCGGGAGUCACAACAAAACCUGAUCCAACUAUUAUUAACAAGCAUAUACGCAAAUUAGUUGAGUCUGUCUUUAGGAAUUAUGAUCACGACCAUGAUGGAUAUAUUUCUCAAGAGGACUUUGAGAGUGUAGCUGCUAACUUUCCUUUUCUGGACUCUUUCUGUGUUCUGGACAAGGAUCAAGAUGGCCGUAUCAGCAAGGACGAAAUGAUGGCCUACUUUUUAAGGGCUAAAUCUCAGUUUCAUUGUAAAAUGGGCCCUGGCUUCAUUCACAACUUCCAAGAGAUGACAUAUCUGAAACCAACAUUCUGUGAGCACUGUGCUGGAUUUCUUUGGGGUAUAAUCAAACAAGGAUACAAAUGCAAAGAUUGUGGUGCUAAUUGUCACAAGCAGUGCAAGGAGCUACUAGUGUUAGCAUGUAGGAAACUCUCCCGAGGCACCUCAAUAGGGAGCAACCAUGGCUCCCUUCCAAGCAGUCCAUCUCUAGCUCCAGCUCAAGAUGAAGUCUUUGAAUUCCCAUCUACUGGAAGAGAAAAUCAAGAUCUUGAUGGACGAGCUAUUACUUUAGUUACUGGAUCUUCAAGAAAGAUUUCAGUACGUCUACAGCGAUCGACCACCAGUCAAGCAACACAGACAGAUCCUCUGUGGCCAGACUCUGGCUGGAGUGACACUGGUUCUCAUACUUUUCCAAAGAUGAAAUGCAAGUUCUAUGGAAAGUCUACAAAAAACAAGGGUUUUGCUAAGUGGGAAAACGAAAAACCAAACAUGCACACUAAUAUGAACAUUAUGGAAGUACAAAUCUUGGAAAAUAUUGUAGAUCAUAAUGGAACAGAAGUCAAAGAGGACAUUAAUAAUACAGAUGAGAGUUGAUCCUUGAAUUUCUAAUUUUGAAGACGACAUACUACUGGAAAUAUCAUCAAAAAACCCUCCAACGUCUUAUGGGAUCUCCAAAGUCAUACAUCUUAAUUAAAACAUGAGGCCAGGAUAGUCCUGAAGAUGAUAUGCACUACUUCUGCUAAACCACAGACUUGCUCUUCUCCUUAAGCCACAUAUGAUAAACUUUAAAAUACGAGAAGACUAUAUGAGUCUCAAAAACUAUUUUUUGAGUACUUUGAGCCACUACUUACAUUUAUUUUUACUGUG